Molecule: messenger RNA, 3081 nt
Organism: Arabidopsis arenosa
Lineage: Eukaryota; Viridiplantae; Streptophyta; Magnoliopsida; Brassicales; Brassicaceae
Source: the annotation of a GenBank genome assembly
GCUCAAGCAGGAAUUGCGAUGGAGGUUACUAACGAGCUGAUAAGCGACAUGGUACGUGUGGAGCUUGGUAACUGGGAGAAAGAUGACGGCGGUGUAUGGAGAUUCAAACCGUUACCACGAAAGGAGCACAAACACAUACGAUUCAGAGAAGGUGACGGUUUGGUGGCUGCGAAAGAAAAAGUGCUCGGCGAGAUGGGCAUAGACCGGACUCGUGGGAAGGUAGAGCUGACAUACGAGAUGCCGGAGUGGAUGGACGUUGACGGAGCUGUUAAACCGGUCCCAAUCCACAUUGCGACAGACGACGAUAUGGACAUGUUCCUCGCUAUGCGUGUGGAUAUCCACGAGAUGAAGCUUUACGUAGUCCCAAUGGAUCUGACGAUGACCCUGGAAAUAGAUGGGUUUAAGGUGGUACCGAUUCUAGACGAGUUCGCGUUUGCUGAAGUCAUGAGCAAAGACGACGUUGAGAAGGAAAGGAGGCGGCGAGCAGACAAGGCCGUGGGAGACAGCAUCAUCUGCACACAGGUUCCGCCAGAGCAAGUGGCGGACAGUGAUGAUGGACCCUUAGGCUGGGUGGGCCAUACUUACGCCGCAGGUGGAUUUGCAACCCUCUCCGCAGCCUUGAGAUACUAUAAAUCUAGUACCAACGCUAACGAAGCAGGGAGAUCCCCGGUGACGGUGUUGAACCCAGAGAGUAGCUCAUCGACGGACGACCACGACCUCCGCGUGACUCGCCUGACGAGGGAUUUGUUCUCUGAAUUCGAGAAAGCUGGAAGCACCAGUGGGGGUCAAGUUCCGGCGGCAGAGGAAGAUACUACUGCCGGGGUUCAAGCAGGAAUGCAAGAAAAUGUUACACCAACACGUGGGGCUGGUGAGCAAGACCUCCCUAACGCUACCAUCAACCACCCGCCGGCGACGCCUAUGUCAACCAUGUUGCAGCUGCUUGAGAUACCAGCGCACACAUUUGCACGUGACGCAGCGCCGGUUAUUGAUGACACUGACGAAGAGGGUGGGGAAAGAACAAGACUGGUCGUCCUAGAUGUGGACUACGAAGGGGACGAGCUAUUCGUUGGUAGGGUUUUCAAGAAUCGAGAUGACUGCAAGGUUAAAAUAGCCGUCCAUGCCAUCAACAGAAGGUUCAGUUACCGUAACGACCGCACAACAAACGACGUAGUCAUUGUACGGUGCGUCUCCGACGCUUGCCCAUGGAGAGUUUACUUUGUCCGCCUAGAAGACACAGAAUACUUUGAGUUGCGGACCGCUAUGUUAGAACAUAACUGCCCAGUGGAAGUGAGAAGUCAAUACCAGCGACAAGCAACCACCUCCGUCAUCUCUCAGAUCAUGAAGGCCAAGUACGCCGGGGCAGCACUAGGACCGAAUCCAAUAGGCAUCCAGCGAGCUUUGAUGGACGAGUACAGUGUCAACGUGUCUUAUUGGAAGGCCUGGCGAGCCAGAGAAUUGGCAGUGGACAUGGCUAAAGGUUCAACAACAGGAAGCUACGGGAUCCUACCAGCCUACUUACACAUGCUAUCUAAAGCCAAUGUGUACCCAAGAGCGGCGCAUGGCGCAUGCAUCGUGCACCUCCAACGGAACGUGGCGGCAAAAUUUAAGCAGCGGCUACUAGCACCACUGAUUUCCAAAGCCGCAAGGGCUUUCAAAAAAACAACUUUCACGGAGCACUUUGAGGAAAUAGAGCGGGUGUCUCCACGGUGCGCAGAGUACCUCCUGGCAAUCGGAUGGGAACAUUGGACAAGGUCCCACUGCAAUGGACAGCGAUACAACAUCAUGACUUCGAAUGUGGCUGAGUCGCUGAACGCGGUCCUAAAAGAGGCACGUGAGCUGCCUAUUGUUUCCACACUCGAGUAUAUCCGAGCCACUCUCAUGACAUGGUUCUCCAAGAGGAGGGAGAAGGCAGCGCUACACUCAAUGCCCUUAACUCCAAAGGUGGAGGAGCUGGUUUUGAAAAACUACGAACGCGGUACCUCCUACGAGGUGAUAAGGAUCACUCCCGAGCAGUAUGAGGUGAAAACAACUACGGGGUUAUCUUACAUUGUGGACCUCCAUAAUAAGACAUGCACCUGCGAGGAGUUCACAAUGGUUAAGAUACCAUGCAGCCACGCAAUAGCCGCUGCAGUCCGGUGUGAUAUGAGGGUCCCCGACCUAGCAGCUCCAGAAUAUGGAAGCUUCUUCUGGAGUCUCGCAUACAACGGAGGCAUCCACCCAGUCCCAGACCUUUGCACUCUGCGCAAUGUACCGGAUGGGAUAGCGACCUUGAAUGUCUUGCCACCACUCACCCGAAGGCCACCAGGUAGGCCAAAACGAUCUAGAUUCCUUUCUGCAGGGGAGUGUAAGGUUGGAGCCUGUGAGUUUAAGAAGAAAAAAAGGUUUAGGAUAACGGCUUAUUUGUUGGAGAAAAUGAUGCCAAAAAACAAGAGCAGCUCGUCAGGAAGUGGAUCAAGUUCAACGGUGGGAGACCGAAGCAUUGUCCAACGAGAAAGCGGUUUCCUCUGCUACUGCGGUAAAACAGCAGUACUUCGUCAGGCUUGGACGGACGCUAAUCCAGGGAGGAGAUUUUACCGGUGCGGCGAAGGGUAUAAAAAUGUAUGCGACUAUUUUCGCUGGCGGGAUGUAGAGAAGCCGUAUGGAUGGCAGAAAGUAGCGUUACUCGAGGCGAGGGACUUGAUUCGGGAACAAGCGGAAGAGAUCGCUAGGCUCCGCGAGCUGGGAACUUGUGGCGGCGAGGGAGACGAAACCCAACAAACUCAAGAAAUGGUUGCUCUCAUUGAAAGGCUGAAAAAAGAAAACGAAGCCCUGCAGGUGGCAUUAGGGAAAAUGAGGGCGAAGGAGAGGAUGAUUAGGACUAUGGGCAUGGUGUCCUUGCUAGGUUUCGUAUUGGGUGUGGCCACCAUCAUCCACAGUAGGAGUGGUGCUCGGAUGGAGUUGCCCUAAACUUACGUCCGGUUUGCUAAAAUUAACUAUUUGGUAGCUCUGAAUUUUCCCAUGUUUGGAAGUAGCUAUGUUGCGUGUAGACUGUAAAAUAUUAACGUAAUUCUCUAUUUUAUUUAAUAAGGCUGUAAGUGUUGC